Anas platyrhynchos (mallard) is the source of this 2006-nucleotide messenger RNA. Lineage: Eukaryota; Metazoa; Chordata; Aves; Anseriformes; Anatidae. The record is from RefSeq and is a predicted model, not a curated record.
AAAUCAACCUUCAAAAUGUCCCCCCCGGGGCUUGCAGGGGAAUGGUCCCUGCGGGGACACAGCACGCCCUGGUUUGUCCCCCUUGGAAAAUCCUGGUGCUGUGGGGGGGAGCCCCAAAGCCCGGCUCGCUCCGGGGGCUGCUUCCACGUAGGGAAACUGAGGCACGGGGGGGUCGGGGGGGGGGCGGCUCUCCGGGGGCUGUGUUCCUGCGGCCAGGCGCUGGGACCCUCCUGGCUCCGCAGCCGGGCCGCGGGGCGGUGGCACCUCCCCAACCCCAGCCCCAAAAGUUUCUUCCCACCGCUUUCCCACCCCCCCCCCCCAGGCCGAAAAAUCCCCGGCCGGAGGCUGGCCCUGGGGGCCCGGCAGCCUCUGCCUGCCCUGCGCCUCUCCCCUCCCCGGCUCCAGCCCCCAAAGAAACUUUUCCUCCCCCUCCUCUUCCUCCUCCUCCUCCUCCUCCUCCUCCUCCUCCUCCUUCUCCUGCACGGAGCUGCUCGGCUGACGCGGGUGGUUGAGGCGGGCGAGACCUCGCGCCCUUCGCCAGCGGCCCCCUCGGCGGAGCCCCGGCCCCCCGCUCGUCCCGCGGCCCCCAGGCAGGAGAAGUGCCCAGAAGAUGAGGAGGAGUCCCACAAAGUGCUGACGAACGGCACGGCACCGGCCAGGACUGAGCUCACGGGCACUCCCGAAGCUGUGACAUGCCAGCCCCAGGUGCGAGCAGCCCCGCAGCCCCCCGGCCCCUGCACCCACCUGCUGCAGAACGGGGCCGGGCGAGGGCCGGAUCCGGGAGGUGCCCUCGGGGACGCGGGGAACGGGGUCUUCCGCCCCCUGCCCAGCUCGCAGAAGCCUCACCGUAAGCUGCAGUCCCACCACUCCAUCAACAGCCAGAGCAGCAAGAAGAGCAAGGGCAGCUCCAAGUCGGCUUCGUCCCACAUCCCUAUCGAGGCGCAAGAAGACUGCUGCGUCCACUGCAUCCUCUCCUGCCUCUUCUGCGAGUUCCUGACCCUCUGCAACAUCGUGCUGGACUGCGCCACCUGCGGCUCCUGCACCUCCGAGGACUCCUGCAUCUGCUGCUGCUGCUGCAACUCGGGCGAGUGCGCGGACUGCGACCUGCCCUGCGACAUGGACUGCGGCAUCAUCGACGCCUGCUGCGAGUCAGCCGACUGCCUGGAGAUCUGCAUGGAGUGCUGCGGGCUCUGCUUCUCCUCCUGAGGGCUGGAGGCAGCGGGAGGGAGGACGAGCAGGAGCGUGAUUCCCCCUCCUGCAGAGCCCCCGAGCCCCGCCGGUGGGGAAAGCCGGGCGCGAGGCAGAGCAAAGCCUGGUGAGGGAGGAGAGCGCAAUUCCCCCGUUGCAAACCUCGUCCUUGGAGCCUCUGAGCCCGCUCAGACCCUGUCUGGGGACAGUGCCUUCGGGCUCUACCUCUUCCCCACACGCCAAGGGUCGCGGGAGCACCCUGCCACCUGAGCCGAGCGCAGGAGCUCCCAUCCCGCGCCCCCGCUGCCCGAGGAGGCUGCUCCAGGCACGGCGACAAAGGGGAGCCUGCAGCACCCUCACCCCUGGGACCCUCCAAGACUGGGUGCAGCUCCCCGGGGAGACCCCAUGGACACCAAAACCUUCAGCCAGGCUGCGGGACUGGUGUUAGAGGGACGCAGCGCUGCCCCCCAGCACCUCCCCAGUGCUGAGAUCGGCAGCCAAGUGCAAUAAACGGCCCACGGCGGGGAUCCCCCUGCAGCCAAGUGCCUUUGCCCCUGCCCGGUCCCUUCCUGCGGGGCCGGGGCAGCUGUGCCAAGCUGGCACCAACCCCAUGAGCAUCCCUUGGUGGGUCGGUUGGGGCCAAAUGACCCCCAGCUGCCAUCACCCCAAGGACGGGGCUCGCGGCUGGGUGAGGGUGGAGCACGCCCCCUUGGAGAGCUGGGGAGAAGGGGAGGGAGAAUAAGUGUCAUGGUAUUAUUAUUAUAUAUUUUUUUUGGUCCCUUUUGUUACUGUAAAUAAAGGUCUUUCUUCAUUUCUGA